This is a messenger RNA of Nilaparvata lugens (brown planthopper), 1455 nucleotides long. Its product is annotated as farnesol dehydrogenase. The coding region runs from base 288 to 1061 and encodes 257 amino acids. The transcript is spliced from 7 exons. The record is from RefSeq and is a predicted model, not a curated record. Lineage: Eukaryota; Metazoa; Arthropoda; Insecta; Hemiptera; Delphacidae.
AGGUAUUAGUUACAUCGUUGUAUCAUUUUCAUAGAAUAUGAUACACAUAUAGGCCUAUCUCAGAGGGUUACAAUAUUUUGUGGCGAAGUUGAAGCGAGAUUGAAACCACAGGACUUGGAAGAUUGGAACAAGUUCUGAAUAAACGGGUUCUGUGUCAUCCAGAUCAGCUACCGAUCAUAUUUCUUGAGACCGAUCUAAGAUGCUGCUCUGUCAUAUCUCUUCCAUCUUGGAUCCAGUUAGCAGUGAACUACAGUGAAAGUUGAUACUGGUCGGCGUUUGCUCUUAGGAUGGAUAAAUGGUUGGGUCAAGUGGCGGUGGUGACUGGGGCCAGCUCGGGCAUUGGGGAGGCCGUCGCUGAGGCAUUGGUGGAGCAUGGAAUGACUGUCGUAGCUCUGGCCAGGCGAGAGGAGAGACUCAAGUCGCUGGAAGCCAGGUUGGAAGGCAAAAAAGGAAAGCUACAUCCUCUGAGAACAGAUAUCACCAACACUGAGGACAUUACAGCUGCUUUAAAAUGGAUUGAGAGCAAUGUGGGCGCUAUUCAUGUUCUUGUCAAUAAUGCUGGCAUUGUUAUCAAGAAAUCUUUCUCAGAGCUGGAAGAUGAGGAUCUAUUGAAAGUGUUCAAUGUGAAUCUUGUUUCUUUGAGCAUCAUGACAGCACGUGUAUUGAAAGUUAUGGAGUCCAAUAAUAUUGAGCUGGGUCAUAUUUUCAAUAUGAGCAGCGUGAACGGACACGUAAGCCAUCCACUGCCAGAAUUUGUGUCCUACUUUGCUUCUAAAAGAGCUGUUAAUGCCGUUUCGGAAGGAAUAAGAUCAGAAAUUGCCGCAUCAGGACUACGGGUCAAAGUGACGAAUCUGAGUCCAGGCGUAGUGUCGACUGAGAUGCUCUCAAAUGUUGGACUGGAUAAGCUUCCUCCCGGAUUUCUUCCGAUGCUUCAGCCAAAGGAUGUUGCCGAUGCUUUGAUUUAUACCUUAUCCACACCACCCAAUGUUGUGGUAUCAGAGCUUAUAAUACAACCGAUGGGAGAGACAAUAUAUCGACCACCUCCGCCAAUGCCCCAAUGAAUGUCAACAAUGACUUCAAUGGCUCCAAUUCAAUAAACUAUUACUCAUUAUCUGAUAGAACUGAAACUUAUGGUUUUUUGGUAACCAUUUAUUGAGAUGUUGUGGAUCCAUUAUUUUUCCACUUAUAUACUAGAAACAUAUAUAUUUUAAGUUACAUUGUAAGUAAAAAUAAAAUUAUACUUUCAUUUAGUAUUUCAUUAAGUAUAAUAUUACUCUGUAUUUAAAAUAAUAUAAAACUAUACAGUGUCAAAUUCAGACUAUUCUUGUGGCCUAUUCAGACUGAUUCACAGAUCUAAACCAGAAGGCUAUAUCACUUCUUAAUAAUAGUGUUCUGCAAUGAAAUUAUCUCCAAUUUCUGUGUGGUUUUAAUAAUAAAAAUUAAUCUUUCAGCAAA